This is a messenger RNA of Carassius gibelio (silver crucian carp), 2543 nucleotides long. Its product is annotated as isocitrate dehydrogenase [NAD] subunit beta, mitochondrial. Gene Ontology annotation, cellular component: mitochondrion. The record is from RefSeq and is a predicted model, not a curated record. NCBI's taxonomy places the organism in Eukaryota, Metazoa, Chordata, Actinopteri, Cypriniformes, Cyprinidae. The transcript is spliced from 11 exons. The coding region runs from base 90 to 1250 and encodes 386 amino acids. Gene Ontology annotation, biological process: isocitrate metabolic process; tricarboxylic acid cycle. Gene Ontology annotation, molecular function: oxidoreductase activity, acting on the CH-OH group of donors, NAD or NADP as acceptor; magnesium ion binding; NAD binding.
AGGGGUCAGUAGAGAAACGUUUUCCUCACGAUUCCUACUUCAGAAGGAAGAUCACAGUGACCUUUUCCUGUUUUUCCUCCCGUUAAUGCAUGAUGGCGGCCGCGUUGAGAGGGAGGCUCGUAACAUUGGCCAAGGGUUUGAGUGGUGCCCGGUUUCAGCCGUUAUGUGCUCGCUCUCUGAGUUUGACCUCCAGUCAGAAUGUUUCGGAGACUCCCCCGGCGCGGGCCGACAGCACCUUUAAGGUCACCAUGGUCCCUGGAGAUGGAGUUGGACCUGAGCUGAUGACCGCUGUCAAAGAGGUUUUCAAGGCAGCUGAUGUUCCUGUGGAGUUUGAGGAGUUUCAUUUGAGUGAGGUGCAGAACAUGGCCAGCGAGGAGAAACUGGAAGAGGUGUUGACCUCUAUGAAGAACAACAGAGUCGCCAUCAAGGGAAAGAUUCACACUCCAAUGGAGUACAAGGGUGAACUGGCAUCAUAUGAGAUGAGACUGAGGAGAAAGCUGGACCUGUUUGCCAAUGUGGUUCAUGUGAACAGCCUGCCUGGAUAUAGCACCCGCCACAAUAACCUGGAUCUGGUUAUCAUACGGGAGCAGACAGAGGGAGAAUACAGCUCUCUGGAGCAUGAGAGUGUUUCAGGAGUGGUUGAGUGCCUGAAGAUCAUCACCAGGGAGAAAUCUCGCCGCAUCGCAAAAUUUGCAUUCGACUAUGCCACCAAGAAAGGCCGCAGCAAAGUGACUGCUGUCCACAAAGCAAACAUUAUGAAACUCGCGGAUGGUCUCUUCCUGCAGAGCUGUGCGGAAGUGGCUGAACUUUACCCCAAGAUUAAAUAUGAAAACAUCAUCAUUGAUAACUGCUGCAUGCAGUUGGUCCAGAAUCCUUAUCAGUUUGAUGUGCUAGUGAUGCCAAAUCUCUACGGCAACAUCAUUGAUAACCUGGCAGCAGGGCUGGUGGGCGGAGCCGGUGUAGUUCCAGGCGAGAGUUACAGUGCCGAAUAUGCCGUGUUUGAAACGGGAGCCAGACAUCCCUUCGCUCAGGCUGUCGGCAGGAAUAUCGCAAACCCUACUGCUAUGCUUCUCUCUGCAUCCAACAUGUUGAGACACCUCAAUCUUGAGUAUCAUUCAAACAUGGUGUCUGAGGCUGUCAGGAAAGUCAUCAAGCAGGGCAAGGUGAGGACUCGAGACCUCGGGGGUUACAGCACCACUGGUGACUUUGUCCGUGCGGUUGUGGCCAACCUGCGCCAUCGGACUGUUUGAAGAUGCUUGCCAAUGUCUAUCCCUGAUCACCUCAUACAUGCCACUUCUGAUCUGAAUAUGUUUAAAGACUAUUUUAAAGCAGCCCUGUCAUAUUAUAUUUUGUUUCCCAUUUAUUGCUUUCUUUUUCUCUCAUUUUUCUGACUGGUUACUGAUUUUCUGUUUAUUUUUUUAUUUUUUUUUAAUGCAUCCAUGUACAUUUAUUUUCAUUUCUGUUUGUCACAGUAUGCAUCUUUAACCUGAUUUACACUUCUGUUUAAAAGUUUGGGGUCGGUAAGAUAAAAAAAAAAGUUUAUUAUACUCACCAAGGCUGUAUUUAUUUGAUCAAUAAUGCAGUAAAAUUGUGAAAUACUAUUACAGUUCAAAUAACUUUUCUAUUUUGAAAGAAAUGUAUUUCUGUGAUGGCAAGUUGUGAUCCUUUAGAAAUCAUUCUAAUAUGCUUAUUUGAGGCUUAAGAAACAAUUAUCAAUGUUAAAAAAAAAAAAAAACUUUUGUGCUGCUUAUUUUUUGUGAAAACUGAUUCUUUGAUGAAAAAGUUCAAAAGAGCAAAGUUCAGUUAUUUGAAAAAGUCACCCCAAACUUUUGAAUGGUAAUAUAUGUCUGACAUUGCUUUCCAGAUUUAAGUUAAAAUGUAAGUUUAAGUUAAAUUAAAAAAUAAUUAAAUUAAAUAGAUAAAUUAGAUAGCUAACUUUAGUUUCUGCAUGACUCAGUCUUAUUCCUGCUUCCAUAUAAUCUCUGUUUGGGGCUGGUCUUCGUCAAAUUGCCUUUGAGAUCGCAGGACCUCUGUGAAUUUGAUUCUCAGACAGUUUUCAAAAGCUAUUGGGCACAUUAAGUGCCUGGAGUGAUACUUGAUGUUUUUGCCCUUUUUAUUGUUACUAAUGUAAUCCUCACUAAUCAAAUCUGCUGCUGUCAUAAAUCAGAUGGGCAAUUACUGGAUUGAUCUGAUAAUGCAAAAUCGCAAAUGUUCUGAGCAGGAAGUCUGCUUCCUGCCAUUGAUGACCAGCUGUGGAAAUGAUGACAGAUUGAUAUCAAAGGCAAAUGAAAUCACUGCCUCUCAGGCAUUUGUAAACUUACCUCAGUCAUGGCGGUGCUGAUCUGACAUGUUGUCUUUAUAUUUUUCUAAGCUCAGCACAUUCAGUGUUAAUAUUUCAACUCUUACUUUGUUUGGGAAGGUGGAGACCACACAUUUCAGGUUAAAAUAAUUUCAAGGUUGACUCAUGCUUUAGAUGAACUGACCAACGUUUCCUCGAAUGUGAUUUUUUUUUUAUGCCAAAAAAUAAAUAUGUAAAAACAAAA